UGUUAAGAAUGAGGAAUCCUGAUGUUGCUGCAGUUAUAGUACACACACAUACCUAAGGAGAAAGGUUUUACAGUCUGCUAAAAUUGCAGUGGAUACAUUAGGAUGGACACAGAGGAUUUUCCUCCCCCACCACCAGAAGUUCUAGAGCACGAACCGAAAGCCACGGGUACGAACAAUGGGGAGGAGGAGGGAGAACAGUUUGACUUUGAUAGUGGAGAUGAGAUACCAGAAGCAGACAGGCAAGCCAUUGUGCCACCUCCUGCUGAUCCUGGAAAUAACAUAGAGCACCAAGCAGCUGAUGCCUCAGGAACUGAUAAUUUAGAAAACAAUGAGAAACUGCAAACAUCAGAACCUGCUGUGGAAGGUGCUCCAGCCAAAGUAAAUCCUUACUCAGUCAUAAAUAUUUCACCAAUCCAAGACAAGGAUCCAUCCUCAUCACCAGAACCAAGUCCUCAAGAUGAAUGUGCAAGUCCAAACUUGUCUGCUGGAUAUUCUGUUCCUGUCCCUUGUGGAUAUGCUGUGCCAUCUAACUUACCCUUGAUACUGCCAGCAUACUCCAGCCCUGUCAUAAUUCGCAGUGUUUCUGUAGACGAAGAAGGUACACAGUCAGCAAGUGAAGAAUGUCAUAAUUUUGUAAACUCAGAGGAGCCUCAAAAUAGUGAAGAUAACCAGCCCAAUAGAGAGGAUGAUGCCCUUGCCAAAUGGGUUGCAGAUCCUGCAAAUACAGCAUGGAUGGAGAACCCAGAUGAGGUAAUUUACGAUGAUGUGCCAAGGGAAGAUUCAGACUCUGAACCAGAGGAAAUGAUUUACGAUGAUGUUGAAAAUGGUGAUGAUGGUGGAAACAGCUCACUGGAAUAUGGUUGGAGUUCAAGUGAGUUUGAAAGCUAUGAAGAACAGAGUGAUUCUGAGUGUAAAAAUGGAAUUCCCAGCUCCUUUUUGCGAGGCAACCACAAGAGACAUCUUUCUCAUGACCUAACGCGUUUAAAGGAGAAUUAUGAAAAAAAGAUGAAAGAUUUGAUGGCAAACACUGUGGGAGCAGUAGAGAUUCAGCAACUAAAGCAAAAACAUGAGCUGAAGAUGCAAAAGCUUAUGAGAGCUGCUAGAGAAGGUACAAAAGAUGGACUUGAAAAGACAAAAGCGGCUGUGAAGAAGGGUCGUAGCUUCAUUAGAACAAAAUCUUUCAUUUCUCAAGAUCAUAGAUCAUCAUGUCUGGAAGAAGAAGAGCUAAAUUUAUUUAUUGAUGUGGACUGUAUGCAUACAGAAGCAAUUAUGACUCCUAUGCCUGAAGGUUUAUCACAGCAGCAGGUCGUGAGAAGGUAUAUUUUGGGCUCUGUAGUUGACAGUGAGAAGAAUUAUGUGGAUGCCCUUAAAAGAAUCCUGGAGCAAUAUGAGAAGCCCCUUUCAGAUAUGGAACCAAAAUUAUUGAGUGAAAGAAAACUUAAAAUGGUCUUUUAUCGAAUUAAGGAAAUUCUUCAGUGCCAUUCAAUGUUUCAGAUUGCGCUGGCGAGUCGUGUAUCUGAGUGGGACUCUGUUGAAAUGAUCGGUGAUGUCUUUGUUGCUUCAUUUUCUAAAUCUAUGGUAUUGGAUGCGUACAGCGAAUAUGUGAACAACUUCAGUACAGCAGUAGGGAUUCUCAAGAAAUCAUGUGCCACCAAACCUGCAUUUUUAGACUUCUUAAAGCAGUGCCAGGAGUCAAGUCCCGACCGCAUUACACUGUAUGGUUUAAUGAUGAAACCUAUCCAACGUUUUCCACAGUUCAUUCUACUAUUGCAGGAUAUGUUGAAGAACACUAAUAAAGGACAUCCUGACAGAUUACCUCUACAGAUGGCUCUUACAGAACUUGAAACACUGGCAGAGAAGUUAAAUGAAAGAAAAAGGGAUGCAGAUCAGCGCUGUGAAAUAAAACAAAUAGCAAAAGCAAUGAAUGAACGUUACCUGAACAAGCUACUCAGCAGUGGAAACAGAUACCUCAUACGGACUGAUGAUAUGGUUGAGACGGUUUACAAUGACAAAGGAGAAAUUAUCAAAACCAAAGAGCGACGUCUUUUCAUGUUAAAUGAUGUGCUGAUGUGUGCGACAGUAAAUAUUCGCUCUUCCUAUGAAAGCAGUGGCACCAUGACAACUGACCAGAGGUAUUUACUGAAGUGGAGUGUACCACUGGGACAAGUGGAAGUCAUAGAGUACGGCAGCAGUGAGAGCCAAGGAGAGAACUGCAGGUUUCCACCCCAGCACUCUGCUGAAAACAUCAUCAUCAACUCUAAGCCAAACAAGCUCUAUAUGGGACCAGGGCAACUAUACCAUGAUCUGCAGAACCUUUUACAUGACUUGAAUGUACUUGGUCAAAUUAGUCAAUUAAUAAGCAGCCUUAAAGGAAACUAUCAGAACUUAAACCAAUCUGUAGCCCAUGACUGGACCUCAGGUUUACAAAAACUGAUUUUGAAAAAAGAAGAUGAAAUCAGAGCAGCAGAUCGCUGUAGAAUUCAGCUGCAACUCCCAGGAAAACAGGACAAGUCUGGGAGGCCAACUUUCUUUACAGCUGUGUUCAAUACAUUUACCCCUGCCAUCAAACAGUCUUGGAUCAACAAUUUACAAAUGGCUAAACUGGCCCUUGUGGAAGAUAACCUGCUAGGUUGGUUCUGCGUAGAAGAUGAUGGGAAUCAAAUAAAAAAAGAGAAACAUCCUCUCCUUGUUAGACAUAUGCCAGUGAUGAUGGCCAAGCAACAGGAGUUUAAGGUUGAAUGUGCAGCUUAUAAUCCGGAGCCGUACCUCUCUGGGGAAACGGAGUCAGAUUCCUGUGCCAUGGAACAUGGUUUUCUUUGGAUUGGCAGUUGUACUAAUCAGAUGGGCCAGAUUGCAAUAGUCUCAUUUCAAAACUCCAGCCCCAAGGUUAUUGAGUGCUUCAAUGUGGAAUCACGGAUUCUCUGCAUGGUCUACAUACCAGAGGAGGAGAAGCUGAAAGAGCAAAACAAAGCUUUAGACUCUGAAAAUGUUCUUGCAAAAACUUCUAAUGUGCCUACUAUUUGCCUUGGCAUGGAAGAAGGAAGCAUUUCUAUUUACAAAAGUUGCCAAGGCUCAAAGAAAAUUCGACUUCAGCACUUCUUCACUCCUGAAAAAUCAACUGUUAUGAGCUUAACAUAUAGGUCUCAAUACUUGUUUGCUGGCUUGGUAAAUGGAAACAUCUCAAUCUACACAAAAGCAGAAGAUGGGACGUGGAACACGGAACCUCAGAAGAUAGUUAAAUUGGGGGUUCUGCCUGUUAGAAGUCUGCUUGUGAUGGAGGAGACCAUUUGGGCUGCAUGUGGUGGACAAAUUUUUGUAAUCAGCACUGUGUCGCAUUCCAUAGAGAACCAUUUUGAAGCCCACCAAGAGGAAGGGAUGGUAAUUUCUCACAUGGCUGUUGCUGGAGUGGGAGUCUGGAUUGCCUUCACAUCUGGAUCUACGCUUCGCCUGUUCCACACUGAGACACUGAAACACCUCCAGGAUGUUAACAUUGCCACACCUGUUCACAAUAUGUUGCCAGGGCAGCAGCGUGUCUCUGUGACCAGCCUCCUGGUGUGCCAUGGUUUAUUGCUGGUGGGAACAAACCUGGGAAUAAUCGUAGCGUUACCAGUGCCUCGUUUGCAGGGGAUUCCCAAAGUAACUGGAAGAGGAAUGGUGUCAUACCAUGCACACAAUAGCCCAGUCAAGUUUCUUGUAACAGCUACAUCUAUAAACAAGAAGAACAGAAACAAAUUGAGGAACAGCCUGCCUCCUGGCUCAGAACCUAAGGAUGAGGACCAGAAGAACAUUCUGCUCGCUGAAAGACCAGGCUCUUCCCUUAGUAACACCCAUGACACUGCAAUUUGGCUGGGGGGUUCAGCAGGGUCCAUUGCACAAAGUGACUUGUCAUCAUCUUCUGGAUCCCUUACUUUGUCUCAUGGAUCAAGUUCCCUAGAACACAGACCAGAGGACAGUAACAUUUAUGAGCUUUUGAAGGAUCAAAAUAUCUCAUUUAAAAGUAAAAGGCAGAAAUCUAAGAAAAUUAAAGCAAGUUCAGUAUUAGUGAUUUCUGGUGGCCAGGGACACAGAAGAGUGAACAAGAAGACCAAGCAGCAGCGACAAGAUGAACUAGUGUCUUCAGUGAUGGUCUGGCAAAUCCCACUAUUAAAUAUCUAACUGAACUAAAUCCAGGAUCCUUUCCACUAUUAAAAAAGUCUGUUAUCCUUUUCCAGCAGCUUAGGACCCAAACAGAUAGACUUUAUACACCUGGGAGCAAUUUCAGAAGGCUUGGAUCACAGGAUUAAGGGUGCAAGACAGUCUUGACAUACUUAGAACGUUCUGCAGUGUUAGAGUACUGGAAAAUGUUUAGCCAUUGGUGCUAUUUAUACUUAGAACAAAAAGCAACUGUUAGGCACCUUUAAUUGGGUUUAGAAUCUCUUACCUUAUUUAUAUUCACAUUUAUAGAUAUCAUAAUUAUGUUCUGUAGCACUUAGGGAAGGCAAGUAAGACAUGCCAUGUCUCAUGCUGAUUUCUGCUUAUGUAAAUCAGCUAUUCUUUCUUUUUCCAAAGUGACAUAUUGCAUGGACUGUAGAUUUUAACAAAUUAGCAAACAGUUUUAAACAAUUAGUAGUCUAAUGCAAGCUAAUAUUAAUUUGGAAAUAACUAUGAUAGUUCAUAAUAUCAUUCUGCAAACCAGAAUUUGGCUGGGACAAAACCAGCCACAUUCAUUGACUGGUAUUUAUUUCAACAUAUAACAUAGAUUUUUAAAAUACUAAUUUCUAAAGCUCAGUUUUAUUAAAAGUGUUGCAGUACAAAAAGCACAAUAAUUUUUUGGUAGGUGAAAUGUGUCUGUGACUUGCCUUUGUUCUACAGAGAUAAUUGCAAGGAUUUGAUGGCCUUGGGCAAAUAGAAAAUACAGAUACAGGACAGCUGUGCAUUGUAGGGCUGCUAAUACAUUCUUCCCCUGGCAAUUACCUAUCAAAGCUAAACAUGGACCAUUUUUAAGGAGGAAUGCACAUCCAGUACAUUAAUAAUGAAAUAAUUAAUUAAGUCAUUAAUUGGGAAGAAAUAGACUAAUAUUGGAAUAUUUGUAGAAAGUGCAAGUAAUCACUAUAGGUCCUACAUCAGUUGAGUUGUGCUGUGUUCUCAGGCAGACAUCCAUCAAAUAAUGUGACAGGGUAACAGCAGAGAUAUAGUCAUGUCUGAGUGACUCUUUUCAGCCAGUUUCAGCAAAGCAGGGUCGUGUAAAUGGCUGUUGGGAUAACAGCAUGCACAGCUUCGUUCACUGAGACAGGCAGGCAGUGGCUUUGGCAGUGUUAGAGGGCUGUAAGUAGAGAUCUAAUUGAUGUUUUAUUAAUGAAUCUAUGUAUUUCCAAAGGAAUCUUUGAAUUCAAGAUUCCAACUGAAAUUGCCUUUUGCACAGUCUCUGCUCAUGUGAAAUAUAAAACAAAGGCUUCAGCUCAUAAAGACGUUGCCAAAAAUGGUGUUGAGGCACAUCCUUAAGUCAAAAUCUGUUUAAUACAGAUAACAUGUUGAAUGGAGUCUAUGGGAACAUCCUUUUUCCUUGUCAAUAGACUGAAAUACAGAGAAAUUAGGAUGAUUAAAUUUCAGUUGAGUAUGUUAAGAACUCUAAUACAACCCAUGUGUUCAGUGAAAUGCAAAUUAAGUAUAUCUAAAUUCAAAUAUUUGUCAGAUGUAUGCAUUGACUAGAAUCAAAUAAAACUUCUGGCUACUUUGAUACCAUUCUUAUCCCAGUUAAGGGUGUGGUUUGCCCUGAAAUUACUUCUGCAACAUCUAAUACAAACUGCUUGAUUCCACCGUGUUUUGUUUCAAUCUGCUUGGUUUAAAUCAAUAUCAACUGUAAUGGUAGUGUUUCCCAGCACAUGCCAUUUCAAGGUCAACAGUACUAGAGACUGAAGUAUUUUGUUUGAUAUAGCAGUAGCAGGGGUUUAUAGAAUGUUGCUGAAAUUUAUUUUCUUAAUUUGCAGCAGAUUUGUGUAUGUCUUAAAUUUUCAGUCUAUCUGCUUUAAAAAGCAAACCUCUAUCAAGGUAACCCCAGAAUUGGUAGGUAAGUUGACUUACCGAGUUUGACAGAACACUGAAAUAACAUCAAGUCUUCCCUGCUGCCUGACCACCAGUGUGUGGGGCAGAGGGAAUGCCAGUGCAGUCAGUCUUUGCCUGCUAGGUGGCACCAAAAUAGGCACUUGAAAAUUAGGUAUGCAUCCUGAUUUCUUUUCAGAGGCUUUGCCCACAUCCUACAUUCCUGAUUAGAACAGGAUUCUUGAGCCAUAAUAACAUGGACUUCCAUGAGUCACAAAGGACCCUUGUUACAGAUGGGAUUGUAGGCUUUGGAUCUCCAUUACUGUUUUGUGCUUUUAAUCUGUGUCUUUUGCUGUGUAUCUUGCAACUUCAGUUGAGUAUUGUCAUUGUUGGCAUGGGCUUAGUGUUGGCAUGAGUCCUGAUAGGGAAAAAAAAAAAAAAAAAGAAAAAAAGCAGAGUGCCUCUAAGCCAGGCAGCUGGUAAUAUUUUCCCAAACUUUUCCUCUUCUGCCUGGCCUGCUGCCUGGGUUCACCUGGCUCAAGCCAGGCCAGUUGCAUUUUCUACGCUCUUCCAUAGCUAUGGCCCUGGGAGCUGCUCUUUUCCCACUGUGUGGAAGUACUACAUUGUACAGUUUAAUGUAAGUAUAUUGAAAAACAAGUUAAAAGAUUCCUCUGUGUAUUAAGCAUAUGUAAUCUAGUAUCCCUUUGCUAGACUGCAGUAAAAGACCACAGGUUUUAUUCUGUGUUCUCCUUGAAUGUAGGAUUCCACAUCUGUGCCUUUGGGACUGGAGGAUUACGUCUGCUCUCUCAUGGAUUUUUAUCAGUAGGAGCAGUAAGCAGAGUCCACCAAUUCAACUGGAAAUUCAUGCAUAGUAUUAUUACAGGAUCUGCUAUCUGUAAUGCAUGAGAGUUGUAAAGUGAAAUUCAUCCUAUCUUUCAGCUGAAAUGUAGUUUUCUUCAGUUAUAUCAAUAAAACAGUAGAAACAAAGUAAAAAUCUGCUCUUCUGAAAGUACAUUGGGGUUUUGCCAGUGACUUCCAUUAGAACAGAACUGAGUCCCUCAUUUACAUUCUUCUAUUUUGAAAAUACCUAUCUAUUUAUCUUACUGAGCUGUAAAGAAAAAAAGAAGCUGUAUGUCUGUCUUGAAAAAUACAUAGUGUCAUGAACUAGAUUUUUAGUAACCAACUGAGCACAAGGUGCAAUGUUUCUUCCUGACAUGCAGCUUAUUGGUAUUACCUUACUAUGAAAACAGGCAGGAACCAAAGUUUCUCUCACAAAUAGGCUUUAUAGCUGUUGUAGAUUGUGCUGCUAGGAGGUUGGAUUUUGCUUUCUGAUACUGCUUGUCUAAAUUAAUAGAAGUUAUGAAAAUAAAAGGAAAAGAGGGGAGCAAGUGUAACCACUACAAUAUAUUCUGUAUAUGUUUUCUAACACAUAGUAGUGUAUUUUGUAACAGGAGCCAUAAAAUUUGUGUAUUUAUGUUCAAAGUAUAAAUUGAGAAAAAUGUUUAAUAAAAAUAUGGUA
This is a messenger RNA of Empidonax traillii (willow flycatcher), 7537 nucleotides long. It is a transcript of the gene ARHGEF10, whose product is annotated as Rho guanine nucleotide exchange factor 10. The record is from RefSeq and is a predicted model, not a curated record. Gene Ontology annotation, cellular component: centrosome. Lineage: Eukaryota; Metazoa; Chordata; Aves; Passeriformes; Tyrannidae. Bases 103 to 4155 code for a protein of 1350 amino acids. The transcript has 29 exons. Gene Ontology annotation, molecular function: guanyl-nucleotide exchange factor activity; protein binding. Gene Ontology annotation, biological process: positive regulation of stress fiber assembly; actin cytoskeleton organization; mitotic spindle assembly.